AUGUCUUGUAGUCUAACGAAAUGUGAUCUCGAGGGGUUACGCGGCGCAGGCCCCUGUGGCCACUAUGCAUCUCCGAAAAACUGGGGACCCGCCAUGGGUGAUUUGGAUAGCUCUGGGGCGGAGAUGUCACCGGAUCAGGUUCAUCGAUCCAAGGGAGAUCAGUACUGCUCGAUUGCACCGCGAGUCCCCGUCUGGCUCUCAAUCUCCAUGCGGAUGCCCAGCCGGUGGGCAGGCUCUGCGCCAGCACCGGGUCGGGCAUUGGCUCUGACAGGAGCGGUGUCUCUACGUCGGAUGCCUCGAUACUCAGUUGAGGCGGAAGGACCUUCUGCUUCGCUGACGGCGAAGCCGCCUCACCCGGCGCUCUCUGCUGCCCCAAAAGAGUCCUUCUCGGUGGCAUGGGUGGAGGGACUAUAG
Messenger RNA from Besnoitia besnoiti, 414 nucleotides. RefSeq lists its product as uncharacterized. The transcript has a single exon. The coding region runs from base 1 to 414 and encodes 137 amino acids. The record is from RefSeq and is a predicted model, not a curated record. NCBI's taxonomy places the organism in Eukaryota, Apicomplexa, Conoidasida, Eucoccidiorida, Sarcocystidae.